CGAGAUGUAGCGGCUUUUCCGGGAGUUUUUUUAUUAGGGUUGCAGUGUGUCAGCUGAGCUAGUCCUUGAUGAGUCUGUUUUGUCCGUUGUUUCGACAUUGCUAGAGUGCCGUGUAUGGUUUUCGAUCUAAGCUGUAGUCCGUAAGUUAAUGAGUCGAGUUGUUUCUGAUGCAAUUGUGGUGAUUGAGUUAGGUCGGUGGUUUGCGCGUUCGUCUUCUUUUGGGGCAAUUGAUGAGUGAUAGUGAGAUUGAGGUCUAGAGGGAAGGCUUUGGAUUUUGCUAGGGUGAGGGGAAGUGGUCAGCAGAGCUGAAAGUCUUCUUUUUUACAUGGUGUGGCUAUCUUUUUCUGUGUGCUUGUUCAGAUUCGUGCACCUUGGCUGAAACUCACAGUGCUCCACUCGAACCAGCGGUUUGUAGUUCACAGUCUUCAGCCGUGUAUAGUGAAUUGAUUAGAAUCGUUAUCUAUAUUUGUUCGCUCAAAUCGAUCAAUCUUUUUAUCUGUGUAACAGACAGUUGGUCUACAUGUCCCUUCAAAUUAUACCUACAGAAUUCAACCAUCUUCAAUCACAUGGCAGUAUUCAUGUUGGUGGCAUUGGAAUAAUUCCAUCUCCUCAAUUGAGUAUGAUAGGAGUAGUUGACAUGGAGGUUCCUGCUACAAGCAGUGGUGAUAUAUCAUCAGCAAUGGAAGAUUUAACAGUAGAUUCAAAAGAGGUAGGAGAUGGAAGCUCACAAACUGACACUACCCAUGAGGCGCUGUUCUAUGUACUUCCUUAUUUAGGUCUCCGAGAGCUUCUAACGCUUGAGACAUUAAGCAGGCGGCUACGGGAUUUAAUUAGAGGGGAUCCAUUAUCAUGGCAACAAUUACUCGUCGACGCCCCUUCGAACAAAAAUUUCACAAAUGUCGAACUCGUGAAGCUGACAAGUCGAGCGCAAGGUCGUCUCCAGUCUCUCAGCUUAGUCAAGUGUUUGAAAAUAUCUGAAGAAGUUGUGGAGGCAGUCCUAGUAGCAAAUCCUUUGGUUCACAAGCUUGGUCUUGCUGGAUGCACCGGGGUGAGUGCGGAGGCAAUACUAAGAAUGGUGAAGUUGCAAACAGAUCGUCGUUCUCCCGACUUCCCUGGCUUGGUUCAGCUCCGCAUCCAAGGUUUGUAUGGUAUUACAACUGAGAUCUACAACAGUCUUCUAGCAAUGAUGCAACCUUCAGAGAACCUCUCCAGCGCUUCAACUCCUCAAUACUUCAAUAGAGGAGAAACGUCUCCACCCUUCGACGAGGACCGCGCAAUUGACAUCGAGAUUUGCCCCAAGUGCGGAGGAGCAAGGCUAGUGUUUGACUGCACGCGACCCACAUGCCAGGAGCGCAGAAACAACCCCCUCUAUCAGUGCCGCGGAUGCUACCUGUGCAUUGCACGGUGCGAGGAGUGUGGGAUGUGCAUUGACACAACUGAAGAGGAGAAUGGCGAAACUUUUUGCCUGGAGUCCCUGUGCCAGUCUUGUUGGCUCCAAUCCCCCAAGUGCUCAGAAUGCAACCGUGCUGGAUGCAGCUAUCAUGUCUCCUUGUCACGCAAAUUCGAAGAUGGCAGCUUCAUUUGCGAUAUGUGCCUUCUCAAUUCAACUGGUCCUGAAUCUGAUGAGUGAUCUCCUCAUUCAUCUCUGAACCUGGCCUGUGUCAUUUCUGUAUUGAUUCCAGUGCUACUUCGCUCCACGUUUGCUGCAAUCACAGCUGGACAUUCAGCUCCGUCUUUGUGGAGUCUGAAUGCAUAGUAACAUAAGUUUGUAAUAUUCACGUACAUUUGUAGCAAUUCCAUCAGCCAUUUGAUACCUUUCUGCCUGUAUGGGAUUCGAAUGUGCACCGAAUUUGUGCAUCUGCUAGAUUCUAGGGUGGUGUCGGCACCCAAUGCAACGACUGUGAUAAAGAUUGGUUCCUUUUUUUUAUAGUUUGUAGUCA
Messenger RNA from Physcomitrium patens, 1940 nucleotides. Its product is annotated as F-box protein SKIP28. The record is from RefSeq and is a predicted model, not a curated record. NCBI's taxonomy places the organism in Eukaryota, Viridiplantae, Streptophyta, Bryopsida, Funariales, Funariaceae. Gene Ontology annotation, cellular component: cytoplasm. Gene Ontology annotation, molecular function: protein binding.